CACAAACAUCCGGAUGGUACGCAACAAAAUGCAACAAUUGGCGCAGAGUUUGUUGCGUACAGAUACGCGUUUACAAUUGUUUAAUUCAGUAGGCCUACGCUGAAAAGGGACUCUCGUUGCACUAGACGUCAGUGAGAUGCGAUUUUUUUAAUUACAAGAGAUUACAAUUUUUUGUCAAGCAACAUUAUGCCUAUACAGUUUUUAAUAAAUACAGUAUUUAUUUAUUAAAAUAUUUAUUUAUUACAAUAUGUUUUGCUGGGUAAAAUAUAUGUGUCGAACGUUACUAAUUUAUUAGUGGAAUCUUUACUUUUGAACUUUUUGUGCAAUUCUCUCAAAAUCACAUGUAAAAAGUUAUUUUGUAAAGAGUCCUAAAAUUAGAGAUAAAACAAGUUGUCUACGAAUACAGGAAAACAAAAUCUUUUUUUUUUUUAAAUUAGGCACUUCACCUUUAAUAUUUGGUUUAUUUAGUUGUUAAUGCCGUUUUUAUUGUUAUUUCUACAUUGUUGUUCUCGGUUAAAAUAAGAAAAACCCGUGACGUAAGGACAUGCGUCUGACGCAAGGCGUGACGGAACACGUACAACAACUAUUACAAACCCAAUUUAAAAACGCUAAAUGUGAUUAACUUUAGCGUUAAAAUAUUUCAUCGUGCAAGAGAGAUCAUAUUUUAUCAUUGUUUGAUCUGACUCUCUUCUAAUGGUCAGUGUUCAGAUGUUAAAGAGAUUCCCCACGCCUUCCAGUAGGCCUGUUAUCAAAUAAUUUGUGUGCGUCCGAAUAACGAAGACAGCACGCUCCAUAACAAAAAGAAGCUGCAGGAUCAAAUCCACUUUACUUCUAUCGUCUCCGCCCAUAUAAAGGUGACGAAAACAUAUGGAGACACUUCAAUACGUGCAUGUUUAGCGGGUUUGUGAGGAGGUGACAUGGCUGCUGCUGAUGUGAAAAAAGUUUUGCAGUUAAAGCAUCAGCUCAAAGAUUCCUGUGAAGGACACACGGUGCUGAAAAUCUUAAAGAAACUUCAAGACCUGGACAUAACACUUGAUAUUCUGUCUGAAACUGGAAUUGGCAAACUGGUUAACUCAUUUCGGAAACAUGAUCAGGCAGGAAAGGUGGCAAAAAUGUUAGUAAAUCGAUGGAAAGCACUUGUCCCAAAAGACUCUCUAAGUGGAGAACAGCCCAACAAAGAAGUUGAAGAAAGACGUAGCAGUCAUCUUUCAGAGAGUACCAAUUCUAGAAAAAAACCAAAAAGUGACAAUUUUAGCGCCAACAAGAAAACAUCCCAAAACAAUGACGUUGAAAGUGAAAUGAAAUCCAGUAAAUCUGAAGCCUCUUUGAAUGGUGUUAAAAAGGAUAGGGCGACAAAAGAUUCCCGAACCUCAAAGUCUCAUAGCCAUGGGAAGGAAAAGGCUAUUAGUACUGACCAUAUGAAGUGUGAAGAUAAAAAGACUGAGAAGGUUUCUAGUAUAACAAAGAAACAACCAAAUCCGACACUUGUACGAGCGAAGGCUUUAAAAUCAGCAGCAGUGCAAAGUGAAAAAAGUGCAGAUGCAAGCAAGAAAGAUACAAUGAACAAGACUAAAGAGAAAGUAAAAAUGAUGGGAGAAAAGGCCUGCUUUGAGACACCCUCCAUGUCCUUUGAAGCUUACUUGAGCUAUGAUUAUGCGCCUCCGAAACGCAAAAAAUCCUUCAGUGCUGUUAAGAAUCCAAAACGACGUAAAACUGCCCAGAAAGAGAACUCGCAAGUGCGUGAAUCCUGCGUGAAGACACCUGAAGUUGUAUCUGAAGACCCACUAACAAUGGCUCCUGAGCACUCAUUGACCGACUUGCUUAAUGUUCCUCUACCAACCAUUUCUCCAGAAUGUGAGGACAUUUCACAGUAUCAGUAUUUUGGUGAAAUGAAAGCUGAGACAAAGGUCAUGGAUGUUGCUGAAGAGGACCCAGUUUUCAUUGGCCAGAGGCUUAAGAAUAAGAUGCAAGUGUACUCGGGCAAUAAGAUCACAUACCUGCCUGCCAUGAUGACACUAUACCAGCAAUGCAUUCGGGCACUACAGAACAACAUUGACUCUCUCUAUGAGAUUGGAGGAGUCCCUUUCGAAAUCUUGGAGCCAGUACUUGAACGUUGCACACCUGAGCAGCUUCUGCGGAUCGAGGAGUAUAAUCCAGUGUACAUAGGGGUGACAGACCACCUUUGGGAGAGGCACUGCCUGAAAGAUUUUCGGAACGCACAGCUGGAGGAGUAUGAAUCUUGGAGAGAGAUGUAUCUCCGCAUGUCUGAGGAGAGGGAGAGAAAACUAAAGCAACUGACAAAGAGCAUUGUAUCUGCUCACUCUGGGAAACCAAAAGGAAGACAGGUGAAAAUGGCCUUCAUACAUUCAGCUGCUAAGCCACCUAGAAAUGUAAGGAUCCAACAGGAGAUUCAUGGCACAGCUGGUCCCGUGAUAGUUCCUCGCCCAACAGACAAACCCAGUACUGUGAAACUCCACGAGAGCCAUGGAAGAUCCAACUUCAGUGAAUCUUCAAAACCCUCCAACAGCUCUGGACAAACACAUGACCCACGAAAGAUGAAGCGAGUUGCACCGAUGAUGGCGAAGUCCCUCAAAGCCUUUAAAAAGCAGAUUUGUCGCAGAUAAAUUAUGUAAAUAAAAUGAUUCAUUAUUUACUAUGUUCCCCAAUAUGGUCUAAAUAGUUUGAGAUUUUUUUGCCCCAUUGUCUUCAUAAUUCCUGUAGGCAUUUAAAAUAAAUUACAAAAUGUUAUGUUAAAUUAAUUUUUGUAUGAACAACAUUGCACUUCUGAAUCAAAUAGUCUCUUUUUAUUGAUCUUUCAUAUCAUGACCGAUACUGUUCUGAAUUCUGAAAUUAAAAUCACUUCAACCAUAAAAUGUCUCCUGUUGGUUGUAGUAAUCAUCUCUGUUAUUGAAAUAUUAAUAUUAGGGUUUGUCUCCAUCUAGUGUUUAAGGAUAGCAGUACAAACGAAAUAUAAAUUUAAGUUUGUAACUGUUGUGGUUUUUUAACUGCUUACAACGUGCACAUGCAGAACUGUGAUCUUUC
Paramisgurnus dabryanus is the source of this 3042-nucleotide messenger RNA. It is a transcript of the gene eloal, whose product is annotated as elongin A, like. The record is from RefSeq and is a predicted model, not a curated record. Gene Ontology annotation, biological process: transcription elongation by RNA polymerase II. Gene Ontology annotation, cellular component: elongin complex; nucleus. Lineage: Eukaryota; Metazoa; Chordata; Actinopteri; Cypriniformes; Cobitidae.